AUGGCCGAAGAAGAGAAGAAGAGAAUGCUCGAGGGCAACGACCUCGAACUAGGCGAGAAGCAAGGCCGUUUCAGUCCACCCAGCAGACCCACGCCAGCGCCUCGUUAUUCUCCCUCAACAGGCAAUCUGCAGAACAACCCAAUUCUCCCCGUUCUCAGCUAUUGCGGCUCCUCCAUCCUUAUGACCGUCGCCAAUAAAUACAUCCUCUCUUUCCCUGAAUACAACCUCAACUUCUUCCUUUUGGCUGUGCAGGCAAUAGUCUGCGUCGUUGCGAUCUCUUCUUGCAAAGCCGCCGGCAUCAUCACCUACCGGGAUUUCAAAAGCGACGAAGCGAAAAAAUGGUUUCCUAUAUCUCUGCUGCUCAUCGGCAUGAUCUAUACCUCCACCAAGGCCCUCCGCUUCCUCUCCAUUCCCGUGUACACCAUCUUCAAGAACUUGACAAUCAUCCUGAUCGCCUACGGUGAAGUUCUAUGGUUUGGCGGCUCUGUCUCUUCUAUGGCUUUGCUUUCGUUUGGUCUGAUGGUUUUGUCUUCGGUGGUCGCCGCUUGGGCCGAUAUCAGGCACGCGCUCGAGUCACACGGCACUUCAACCGGAGCGAGUUCUGAGCAGUUGGCGACGUUGAACGCGGGAUACAUGUGGAUGUUGGUCAACUGCCUGUCUACUGCGGCUUAUGUGUUGGGUAUGCGCAAGCGCAUCAAGAUCACAAACUUUAAGGACUUCGACACAAUGUUCUAUAACAAUCUACUCACGAUCCCCAUCCUCCUCGUGUGCAGUCUUACCAUGGAAGACUGGUCCUCAGCCAACAUGGCGCGAAAUUUUCCCCUGACCUCACGCAACGCCAUCAUCUCCGCCAUGAUCUUCACCGGCAUGGCCUCCAUCUUCAUCAGCUACACCUCCGCGUGGUGCGUGCGCGCCACCUCCUCAACUACCUACAGCAUGGUCGGUGCGCUCAACAAGCUGCCUAUCGCCAUCUCCGGUCUCGUGUUCUUCGAUGCGCCCGUCACGCUGCCUAGCGUUACUGCCAUCGCCAUUGGCUUCGUCAGCGGCAUCGUGUACGCCGUAGCGAAGGUGCGCGAGGGUGCACGAAAGGCGACCGGAAGCGUGCUGCCAACUUCCAAGGGCGUGGUCAGCGCUAGCAGCCAGAGCAGCAGAGACAGCUUGAAGGGAUGA
Molecule: messenger RNA, 1170 nt
Organism: Cyphellophora europaea CBS 101466
Lineage: Eukaryota; Fungi; Ascomycota; Eurotiomycetes; Chaetothyriales; Cyphellophoraceae
Product: GDP-mannose transporter
Exons: 3
Coding region: 1-1170 (389 amino acids)
Cellular component (GO): Golgi apparatus
Molecular function (GO): antiporter activity; GDP-mannose transmembrane transporter activity
Source: RefSeq, a predicted model, not a curated record